Linderina pennispora is the source of this 701-nucleotide messenger RNA. RefSeq lists its product as uncharacterized. The coding region runs from base 191 to 601 and encodes 136 amino acids. The record is from RefSeq and is a predicted model, not a curated record. The transcript has a single exon. NCBI's taxonomy places the organism in Eukaryota, Fungi, Kickxellomycota, Kickxellomycetes, Kickxellales, Kickxellaceae.
GCGCACAGGUGUAGUGCUAGGCUGUCUGAAAGCGUGGAGUUCAGAGUAUCCGCACCAUCGCUUGUGGAUUACCUGAUCAGCAUUCGGCGGAGCUGCCCAUCCGCAGCUAUUGGUGAGCCAAUUCUGGGGGCACAGGGCAUUCAAAGCGGGGCUUGAUAACACCUCGGUCGGCUGAUACGCAUCCGCCAGUAUGCCAAUGUGUGUGAAGUUGUACAUCUCAUUGGCAGCGAUGCUUUUGCCUUAUUCACUUAUGCCUGCCAUGGUCUGUUGUGAUGCGGGUACGGCCGCUGUUUGCAGUCCGCUCUCUGCAAGUCAAAGUAUAUGCUUAAUCCUCUCUUUGCAUCCUUUUAGUUCGCGUCUGCGCUGUGACGAACACUUGUGUGUCGAUAAGGUCACACCGCGCUCACAGCUCCUAUUAAAAGCGCAUUUCUCACAUGAUUUCGGUCUGGGAACUCGCUGGAUAGUAAAUCAGACUGUACAACGAAGCCUGUAUCGCUGGUCUGCACGGCAGGCUGUAUGUACACUCGCAAAGUCGUGGCAGGCGAGGACGGUUGCUGCCUUGUGCACUCUCAAGCCUAGGGUCCAUCAAGGAAGGCGGUGAUCUGCUGAUCCGGCCAGUGUGGAGCAGUGAUUUGGAACCUCGAACGCCAAGGCCGAAGAGCGCACAAAGGCCGCCGCACGACUAUUAUUAAUAUCGAGCC